GGCAACUUUAACAUCGAGCCAUGCUGUCAUUGACCGAUCAGACCCUGACUUUAAUCCCGCCUCACCCAUGGACAUUCUGGCAACAGUCUAACACAGCCACGAUCAAAGGGUUAAAAGGGUCCUGUUGCAACAGAUGAUGUUGUCGUAUGAUUUCUAUCUCCUAUAUAGAUCAAAUUUUGUGCAAGAUUCUAUCAUAGAUGCUAUAUCAAUAUCAACACUAUGUCUGAAAAAGACGAAAAAGAGCUCUGGUCCGAUGCUCUAGCUCCAGAGCCUCAAUAUGAAAAGGACUUUCGCGUCUGCAACAACAAAUUUGCAUUUUCACCCGGGCAACUCAAUAAACUAUUCAACCCAAAAUCCAUUGAUGCAUUUUACGCUCUUGGCGGGUUGAAAGGUCUCGAGUACGGCCUCCAAACAGACCUGAGCACGGGCCUUUCAAAUGAAGAAGCACUUCUCCCGCGAUCUAUAACACUCGACGAAGCCCGCCAAGUUGCCUUUGCAACCAAGGGGGCUCCUUCUCACUCACACAUCUCACACACUAAUUCGCACACACCACUGAAUCCUCAGAAACGAACAAAUACUACCCCUUUUGCCGACCGUAUUCGCAUCUUCGGCACAAACGCCCUUCCCGAUGCUCCGAAGAAGACAUUCGCCCGGCUGCUCUGGGACGCCUACAACGAUAAGAUUAUCAUCCUUCUGACAAUUGCGGCUGUUGUCUCGCUAUCACUAGGAAUCUACGAGGCCGCUGCGGGUCAGUCCCAGGUUGAUUGGAUAGAAGGCGUCGCAGUUUGUGUUGCAAUUGUCAUCGUUGUGUCUGUUACUGCUGGCAAUGACUGGCAAAAGCAGAGACAAUUUGCGAAGCUGAACAAGCGUAAACUCGACCGCGAAGUCCGUGUUACCCGCUCGGGCCACACAGUCCGCAUCCACAUCUCCACCCUAUUAGUCGGCGAUAUCGUGCACCUCGAACCCGGAGACUCCGCACCUGCUGACGGAGUCAUAAUAACAAACCACGAGAUAAAAUGCGACGAGUCAACGGCAACUGGCGAAUCAGACCAGGUCGAGAAGGUCAGCGGGUAUGCAGCAUGGAAUAAUCUAUUGGAAGGGAAAGGAGGAGAAGCCGACCCGUUCAUCAUAUCAGGGAGUAAGGUGCUUGAGGGACUGGGAACGUAUCUCGUCACCAGUGUCGGACCACACUCGACCUAUGGUCGCAUUAUGGUGAGCCUGGGGACGGAGACGGAUCCGACGCCUCUACAAGUCAAACUGGCAAGACUAGCAAGCUGGAUUGGAUGGUUUGGGCUAGGAUCUGCCUUGCUGUUGUUCUUUGUCCUCUUCAUUCGCUUUCUCGUCCAGUUGUCCGGUAGUAAUGACACGCCUGCGGAAAAGGGCCAGCAUUUUAUGGAUAUCCUGAUUGUUGCCGUUACAGUUAUUGUUGUUGCUAUCCCCGAAGGUCUCCCCCUAGCUGUGACCCUGGCGCUCGCCUUCGCAACCGGCCGAAUGUUGAAAGAGAACAACCUCGUCCGACUCCUCCGCGCCUGCGAAACGAUGGGCAACGCCACAGUGAUCUGCUCCGAUAAGACAGGGACACUAACACAGAACAAAAUGUCCGUUGUUGUCGGCUUUUUCAGUUCUCUCGAAUCUUUUGGUCGACUUCCAUCCGACACAUCCGCUGAAUCCUCGAGUGUCUCAAUUUCAGAGAUGAUGGGGCGAUUCUCGAGCGAGUUUCGGGAGCUGCUUCUGCACACCCUUGCGUUGAAUACAACGGCAUUCGAAGAGGAGCGUGAAGGGAAGAAGAAUUUUGUCGGGAACAAGACCGAGAUUGCCCUUCUGCAACUGGCAGCUCAGCAUCUGAAUAUGAACCUCUCGGACAUUCAAGACAGCAAUCACAUUGAGCAUGUCUAUCCCUUUGACUCCUCCCGCAAGGCGAUGGCAGUCGUAUACCGCACUGAAAGCGGCUAUCGGUUCCUGGUCAAGGGCGCACCGGAGCUCCUUCUCACUGCAUCGGCUCGGAUAACUCUUCCUGGACCUUCUGACGAGAAGGGAAUUGCGACUGCACCAAUCUCAGAAGAUGAGCGCAACCGUAUUUUGAAUCGGAUAGAUUUGUUCGCGCGAGCCUCGUUGCGCACUAUUGGAAUGGCCUACCGUGAUUUCCCCUCUUGGCCGCCUUCGUCCAAGACGGCACACCCGGGAUUCGCUGAGAUCUUUGAGAACAUGACAUGGAUCGGUGCGUUUGGUAUCCACGAUCCGCUUCGUCCAGAAGUGUCAGAGGCAAUUCAGAAGUGCCAUUCGGCCGGGGUGCAAGUCAAGAUGGUUACCGGGGACAACAUAAGCACUGCCCUCUCGAUCGCCGAAUCAUGCGGAAUAAAAACACCUGAUGGGCUUGCAAUGGAAGGCCCGGAGCUCCGACGCCUUAGUGAAGAGGAACUCGCACAUGUCAUACCUCGCUUGCAGGUUCUUGCACGAUCGUCGCCCAACGACAAGGAGCUCCUCGUGAAACAGCUCAAACGCCUCGGCGAGAUUGUUGCGGUGACUGGCGACGGGACAAACGACGGACCGGCACUCAAGGCUGCCGAUGUAGGGUUCUCGAUGGGAUUGAGUGGCACUGAGGUAGCCAGAGAGGCGAGCUCGAUUAUUCUGCUUGAUGAUAACUUCCGGUCCAUCGUUACGGCAAUCGCAUGGGGAAGGGCUGUUAAUGAUGCCGUUGCAAAGUUCUUGCAGUUCCAAAUCACCGUCAAUAUAACCGCGGUCCUCCUCACAGUCAUCACAGCGAUCUACAACAGCAACAACGAGAGUGUCUUCAAGGCAGUUCAGUUACUCUGGCUGAACUUGAUUAUGGAUACAUUCGCUGCUUUGGCCUUGGCAACUGAUCCCCCAACGCACGAUAUCCUAUCCCGCCCUCCAACACCCCGCCACGCUCCACUCUUCACGCCAACAAUGUGGAAAAUGAUCCUCGGCCAAUCCGUCUACAAACUCACCAUCUGUUUCGUUCUCUACUUCGCCGGCCACCGAAUUCUCAGCCUCGACCCAGACUCCGAACACGAAACCCUCGUCCGCGACACAAUCAUCUUUAACACCUUCGUCUGGAUGCAGAUCUUCAACGAGCUGAACUGUCGGCGCCUCGAUAAUAAGUUUAAUGUCCUCGAGGGCAUCCAUCGCAACCGCUGGUUUGUCGUCAUUAACGUGCUCAUGGUUGCAGGACAGAUCCUCAUUAUCUUCGUUGGUGGUGCCGCUUUUGGAGUUACGAGACUGGAGGCGUGGCAGUGGGGAGUCUGUUUGGGGUUCGCGGUUGUGUGUAUUCCAUGGGCGGCGGUGCUUAAGGUUAUGCCGGAUCGGUGGCUGGAGGUGUUUAUUGGGUGGUGUGGGAGAGGUAUGAGGAUUCUUAUUGUGCCUUUCUUGAAAGGAAUGAAGAAGUUCAAGGGUUGCUUUAGACGGAAAAAGGCGACGAGGAGUGGGAAGGGUAGAGUCCCAGACGAGGAGAGUUGUGUAUGAAUACAGGCGUUGUAUACUUUUUUUUAAUAUACUGUAAUAUAGAAACCACCUGCAUAUGCUUUUCUACCACCCAUGGGAAUGCUCUCCUUCCG
This is a messenger RNA of Aspergillus calidoustus, 3575 nucleotides long. The record is from the annotation of a GenBank genome assembly. Lineage: Eukaryota; Fungi; Ascomycota; Eurotiomycetes; Eurotiales; Aspergillaceae.